GAAACACGGCCAGCUUGCCUUGCCCCGUUUGGCUUUCCAAAUUUUCUGUCUGCCUCUGCGUCUCCCUUUCGCCUCCUUUCGUCCUCCCUUCGAUCCAGUCUCAACGGAACUCCGACCUCUGAUCGCCGGAUUUGUCAUGGGAGUGCCCGAAUUCGCCGGCCCGAACUAGGCUGAUCGCCCAUCAUCCGGCGAGAACUCGCCCCUCACCCAUUGAGAGCUUCCGAGGCGAUCUAGGGUUUACUUGGGAUUCCGCAUGAGCUGGUUCGUCAAUCUUGGUCUCAAUUCGAAAUCCAACCACUUCGUCGCCUGUCUUCUGCUGUUUUUUCUCCAUUACUCCCCUCAAUUACCGCCAUUAAAUUCGAGGAGUUGCUCGAACGGGGAUUACCGAUCUCAGAGAUAUGGAGAACCGUUGUAAUAAUCUUCCCCUCAAGAAAGUUUCGUACCUCUCGGAUGUUGAGAGAAGAAAGCCUCUCUCACCUUCUGCUAUUGUCAUAGGCGCUGGCUUUGCAGGCAUUGCAGCUGCUCAUGCACUCAAAAAUGCAAAUUUCCAGGUUGUUCUGUUGGAAUCACGGGACAGGAUUGGAGGCCGAAUAUAUACUGACUACUCAUUUGGCUUCCCUGUUGACUUGGGUGCAUCUUGGUUGCAUGGUGUCUGCAAAGAAAAUCCCUUGGCUCCUUUGAUUGGAAGACUGGGGCUGCCACUUUACCGUACGAGUGGUGACAACUCAGUGUUGUUUGAUCAUGAUCUGGAAAGUUAUGCGCUAUUUGACACAGAUGGGUGUCAGGUUCCACAAGAACUGGUCCAAAAGGUUGGCGAUGUUUUUGAGAGUAUAUUAAAAGAGUCCGACAAACUGAGGCGUGAAUGCAGGAAAGACAUGUCUAUAGCACGGGCUAUUAACAUUGUCCUGGAGAGACGUCCAGAUCUCAGGCAAGAAGGGCUUGCGUACAAUGUACUGCAAUGGUACUUAUGCCGGAUGGAAGGUUGGUUUGCUGCAGAUGCAGAUACAAUCUCACUGAGGCAUUGGGAUCAGGAAGUUCUGCUCCCAGGUGGUCAUGGCCUUAUGGUCCGGGGAUAUCGUCCUGUUAUAAACACGCUUGCAAAAGGCCUCGACAUUCGUCUUGGACACCGGGUAACGAAAAUUGCCCGUGGAAAGAAGGGAGUCGAAGUCACCGCCAACAAUGGUGAAACAUUUUUUGCAGAUGCCGCCAUCAUUACAGUUCCUCUGGGGGUUCUAAAAGCCAAUUCCAUAAAGUUUGAGCCUCAGCUUCCAGAGUGGAAGGAAGAAGCAAUUUCAAAUCUUGCAGUUGGAACUGAGAACAAGAUUGUGUUGCAUUUUGACAAGGUUUUCUGGCCAAAUGUGGAGUUUCUGGGAGUAGUUGCAUCUACUUCGUAUGGUUGCAGCUAUUUUCUUAAUCUUCACAAGGCGACAGGUCAUCCAGUUCUUGUUUACAUGCCUGCUGGUCGGCUUGCCCGUGACAUUGAAAAAAUGUCUGACGAGGCUGCUGCCAAGUUUGCCUUUCUGCAGUUAAAGGGGAUUCUCCCUGAUGCAUCUGAACCUAUUCAGUAUCUGGUGUCACACUGGGGAACAGAUGAAAACUCACUGGGCUCCUACACCUAUGAUGCAGUGGGGAAGUCUCAUGAACUCUGUGAAAGGCUGCGGAUCCCUGUAGACAACCUCUUCUUUGCAGGGGAGGCAGCAAGCAUGAAAUACACUGGCACCGUGCAUGGUGCCUUCUCGACUGGGUUGAUGGCUGCAGAAGAGUGCCGGAUGCGUGUUCUAGAAAGAUAUGGGGACUUGGCCAUGUUCCAGCCAGCAAUGGGAGAAGAGGCUGAAUCAGUCUUUGUUCCGCUACUGAUCUCCCGAAUGUGAUGUGUCCGAUUGUAACACAGCUAGUUCCCUAACCAUUCCAUUAAUUGCCUUGAGAAAACAAUACAGGAAAAUCAGUGUUUUCUUGUGUUGUUUUUUCAGGCUUGUGGCAUGUGUUUAUGUGCUACUGUGUAACAUGAUGACUAUAGUAAUGCGGAUAGAAGGAUUCGAAUACAGGAUGAAAUAAGUUGCCUUGCCUAUUAAGUUUGCUAAAGGCAAGGUAGAUAUAAAACAUAAUAUCAUAUUUGACUCUAGUGGAUUAUUAAUCUAAGAAUUAUAAUGUGGUUUGUAUUGUGUAUUUUUCCUA
Molecule: messenger RNA, 2175 nt
Organism: Phoenix dactylifera (date palm)
Lineage: Eukaryota; Viridiplantae; Streptophyta; Magnoliopsida; Arecales; Arecaceae
Product: polyamine oxidase 3-like
Biological process (GO): polyamine catabolic process
Cellular component (GO): peroxisome
Molecular function (GO): polyamine oxidase activity
Source: RefSeq, a predicted model, not a curated record